AUGAAUGACGAAUUCACGAUAGAAGAACAAAUUUGCCAACUCCCUUACGAUAGACGAUGGGAAUUUCCGAGGAACCGCUUAAAACUCGGGAAGCAGAUUGGCGCUGGGUGUUUUGGACGAGUCCUCAAAUCUGAAGCUGUUGGAGUGAAAAAUCCUAACGACCAUUCCGUUGAUAACACUUGUGUAAACGUUAAAACUGUGGCGGUAAAAAUGGUCAAGUCCGAAACCGACAUCGCUGCUUUAGAAGCACUCGUCAGUGAAAUGAAAAUUCUCAUUUACAUCGGGUCGCAUCUUAACGUGGUGAAUUUACUGGGAACUUGCACCAAAAGAAUCCAUCGAGGAGAAUUGUUGGUCAUUGUUGAAUACUGUCGAUUCUGUAACCUACAAAGCUACUUGAUUCGUCACCGAAAUCAUUUCAUCAAUCAACUAGACGAGUUUGGUAACUUGAAGACACAAAACGACACGGAAGACAUGUCAGACACGCACUUUGACACACAAUCGCAAACUGGAUCAACAGUUCAAAAUUCGACAGGAUGUGAUUCAAAUGAGACAAUUGAAAUGUCCAAUCUCGAUAUUUCAUUUAAUAAAUCGAUUGUUGAUUCUGAAGAACCUAAACCGCUCUGGCAAUGCCAACAAGACGUAUUGGAUAAUGCUGAUUCGAAUGAAUCAAUAUCUACCCGGGAUUUGAUCUCUUAUUGGGCUUUUCAAGUUGCCCAAGGGAUGGAGUACUUAGCUGAAAAAAAGGUUCUUCACGGUGAGUCGGUGACUUGGCCGCCCGUAAUGUUUUGUUAGCUGACAAUGGAGUGGCUAAAGUAGCGGAUUUCGGAAUGGCUCGUAAAAUGUAUUACGAUGGAAAUUACGAAAAAAAGGGAAAGGUAA
Molecule: messenger RNA, 879 nt
Organism: Daphnia pulicaria
Lineage: Eukaryota; Metazoa; Arthropoda; Branchiopoda; Diplostraca; Daphniidae
Product: vascular endothelial growth factor receptor kdr-like
Exons: 5
Coding region: 1-792 (263 amino acids)
Biological process (GO): protein phosphorylation; cell surface receptor protein tyrosine kinase signaling pathway; positive regulation of kinase activity
Cellular component (GO): signaling receptor complex
Molecular function (GO): transmembrane receptor protein tyrosine kinase activity; ATP binding
Source: RefSeq, a predicted model, not a curated record